Messenger RNA from Cucurbitaria berberidis CBS 394.84, 1411 nucleotides. RefSeq lists its product as uncharacterized. The record is from RefSeq and is a predicted model, not a curated record. The coding region runs from base 273 to 1313 and encodes 346 amino acids. NCBI's taxonomy places the organism in Eukaryota, Fungi, Ascomycota, Dothideomycetes, Pleosporales, Cucurbitariaceae. The transcript has a single exon.
CCCUCGCAAACACACCGCCCCCAGCAAAAGCCCUGCCCUCCCCACUCCGCGCGCCCUCCUGGCUCCCAGUCCGGCUCCAAAAGGGCCAAUAGCUCCCAUCACAAACUGCCUCAUCCGCAAUCAUCACCUCUUCUCGUCUCGCGCACCCCAAGGCACAUUGCUAAUACCGCUGCUUCCUGCAGACUUUUUUUUAACUUGCCUGUCUCGUUCGUUGCCCCUGCCGACGACGUGUACAAGCUGCCCUCGAUCGAGCCGUACCGUAACGGGCCCCGAUGGCUCAGGUACUCGCACCAAUUGUUCAGACGUCUGGUUCCAUUACGAUGUCAUAUCCCUCUUCCGAUGCCUACCAAAACCCGACGACGACACAACAGCCGCGAGCCUCGCAGACGUCGCGAAAUCAAACGUACAACAACACCUCUGGCGGUACAGGAUACAGAGGCACUUCUGCGCCGAUAGCGCCGUAUGCUUUUAGCAGCACACCGCAGCUGCGCUUAGAGAACAGAUCCGUCUCUGCCCCGAAUCCCCAGGCGCUGCAACAACCCCCUAGCCAAGCCAACCAGGCUCGACUCGGCCACCCGUCCCACCCCUCUUCGUCAUCCGACUCUACGGUAUCGACGUCCGGAUCAUCCAAUCGCUCGCUACCCGUGGCGCCGCUGGCAUCCAAAGACGAUAGCGAUCUCAGAAAACCAGUCGACAGCAUGGCAUCAUCCAUUACGCUAUCCACUGCGAUUCCCGACCUCUCGCUCUCGCUCUCUCUGGGCGAUGCCCCCGUUAAACCAUCACCGGGGCGAUACCGACGUGGUGCUGGGAGAACAGACUCGUCCACCAGCAUCCCCACUGGUGCCUCUACCCCAACCCAGCGCUCUCCGUUGGUGGGUACCUCCACCUUCGGUUCGUCUCAACCGAGUCAAGACGUGGCCUUGGGUAGCUCUGAAAUAUCACCUCCUGCUAGACCUGGGCACAACAGAGCGAAUAGUGCAGAUGACACCCAACUCCUGGGAUCAGGUGGAACGGACGCCGCCAAGCGAUACAGGAGACGCAGUUUCAAUGGACUCGAAGAAAAGACCGUCCCCACGAACGUGGCCUCGUUGCAGGUGGGCGCCAAUGCAGCUCAAAGCGCAGCAUUGAGCACCCCGAAAACUGCUACAAAGCCUGUUUCUCGACCCACAAGCCGGCCAGCAUCAAGUCACAGCCACGAAAGGCAAGGUAGCGCAGGUAGUGUUUCUUCGAAUGCUUCUGCAAGAUCACAGGUAUGUUGUACUACCAAGAUACGUGUUAUCACAGAGCUAAUCUCUACUCCAGGCCCGACCUGAUGUGACCACUCAACGUAGCUACGCCUCGGUGGCUGCAGGGACGACUUCGAAGACACCCGAACCUGGCAGGCGGCAUGCUCCGUCCCCUCUGUCGUACC